AGUAGGAGCCUCGCGCGGUGCGCGCUCACGCACGCGCACGGCCUCGCCUGCGCGCUCACGAGGCCUCUCGCGGCACGCGCCCCCGCCCCGCGCCGCCCCGCCCCGCCCCGCCUCUUCCCCCUCCCGCGCGCCCGCCCGCCGCCUGCCGCCGCCGCCGCCGCCGGAGCUCUGUAGUAUGGCAUCGAGGAGAAUGGAGACCAAACCUGUGAUAACCUGUCUCAAAACCCUCCUCAUCAUCUACUCCUUCGUCUUCUGGAUCACUGGGGUGAUCCUGCUGGCUGUUGGAGUCUGGGGCAAACUUACUCUGGGCACCUAUAUCUCCCUUAUUGCUGAGAACUCCACAAAUGCUCCCUAUGUGCUCAUCGGAACUGGCACCACUAUCGUUGUCUUUGGCCUGUUUGGAUGCUUUGCUACAUGUCGUGGUAGCCCAUGGAUGCUGAAACUGUAUGCCAUGUUUCUGUCCCUGGUGUUCCUGGCUGAGCUCGUAGCUGGCAUUUCAGGGUUUGUGUUUCGUCAUGAGAUCAAGGACACCUUCCUGAGGACUUACACGGAUGCUAUGCAGAAUUACAAUGGCAAUGAUGAGAGGAGCCGGGCAGUGGACCAUGUGCAGCGCAGCCUGAGCUGCUGUGGCGUGCAGAACUACACCAACUGGAGCACCAGCCCCUACUUCCUGGAGCAUGGCAUCCCCCCCAGCUGCUGCAUGAACGAAACUGAUUGUAAUCCCCAGGAUCUACACAAUCUGACUGUGGCCGCCACCAAAGUUAACCAGAAGGGUUGUUAUGAUCUGGUAACUAGUUUCAUGGAGACUAACAUGGGAAUCAUCGCUGGAGUGGCGUUUGGAAUCGCAUUCUCCCAGUUAAUUGGCAUGCUGCUGGCCUGCUGUCUGUCCCGGUUCAUCACGGCCAAUCAGUAUGAGAUGGUGUAAGGAGAAGUCUUUCAAGAACGAUGGAAUAAGAGACCUGUUUUAAAAAGGAACUGCAGCAAUCUUUGAAAGACUUCCAAAGAAUGUUAGAGCACAGUACAUAAUACACCUGCCCUGCUCCCUCUAUCCCUUAUCCCCCAACGUGCAACUGACACUCCCACCCAGUCUCUGCUCCACCUUUCAGCCCACGUCACGUGUAGUGUCCAUUUUGUGAAGCCCUGUUGUGCCACAGAGUGUAGCCAGGUCCCCCUGCAGCUAGUCCUAGUGAACCUCACCCUGAGGCCCUGCAUGGGCCAGCCCCUCCAUCUGUACUUGGUCCAACUGCAACUCAUCAUUGGUGACUGGUUAUCACACCAUCGCUGGCCCCUUUGGGCCCUGCAUGUAGUGUGGGAGGCUCCUGUUAGCUCCUCACUGUGGUAAAUGCCACACACCUUUAAGUAGAUAAGCAGACGAUAGUUAUCUGUUCUUUUGACUUAAUCUCAUUUGGUUUGAUUUUCCCUCUACUAAGGCUUUCCUACCUUCUUCAGGCUGCCUAAGACAUGUAAAGAAACACAUCGGUAAUUGUCCAUGAGGAGAAAAAAAAGCAUGUGUCAUGCAUGAAGGAAACUGAGCUUUAGGUGGCCUCCUUGCUUGUUACAUACCUGGGUAUGUGUAGGCAGUUUAGUGCAUCUUUGCCUCUCAGUUGAAACCUGUAUAAUCCUGUUACAAAGCUGUGUUGUUGCUUCUUGUGAAGGCCAUGAUAUUUUGUUUUUCCCCAAUUAAUUGCUAUUGUGUUAUUUUCCUACUUCUCUCUGUAUUUUUUUUCUUGCAUUGACAUUAUAGACAUUGAGGACCUCAUCAAAACAAUUCAAAAAUGAGUGUGAAGGGGGAACAAGUCAAAAUAUUUUUAAAAGAUCUUCAAAAAUAAUGCCUCUGUCUAGCAUGCCAACAAGAAUGCAUUGAUAUUGUGAACAUUUGUGAUAUAUGUAUUAAUAAAUAGAGCAAUUACAAGCA
Molecule: messenger RNA, 1915 nt
Organism: Nomascus leucogenys (northern white-cheeked gibbon)
Lineage: Eukaryota; Metazoa; Chordata; Mammalia; Primates; Hylobatidae
Gene: TSPAN7
Product: tetraspanin 7
Cellular component (GO): membrane
Source: RefSeq, a predicted model, not a curated record